GCUCGAAAGCUGGAAGUGGUCGGAGCGGGGCACGGCACCCUGGUGAGCAUCCAGGCAGGGAAUCUGACCUGCGCUGUUGCAUGCUUGGGCAGAGGGCCCAGUCCUCCGCCUGGUUUUCAUUUAUUUGAGAGGAGGAUUCUGAAAUACAGCCAGGGAGUGCUGCAAUAAAAGCAGUUAAAUGAUGAUUUUUUUUUAAAUUUUUUUUUUUUUAAGUUGCUUGUCUUCAUUCCCAGUUGAAUGACGUGAAGCCUUGAGCUCAUCCUGGAAACUUCCUUCUUUUGCAGCAGCUGUCACGUCUCCAUCUCUUGGCACUUCUGCUCACAUGGGCCCAGGUGGGGAAAAAUCCUCUGGAUCCUGUCCCCACAUUCAGUCAAGAAGCCUUGGGGAUUCUGGCAUGUUGCUUUGUGCCUUGAAGAGUGAUUAUUCAACCCACCCAGCCUCAGGAAAAGCAGCUGCGAUAGCAAGGCAAGCUGAAAUGUGGUACACCAAGCAAGAAGGUAUAAAACACAGCAACAAGCUCUGCUGCAUGCUUGCUUGUCCCAGCCUGGCUCACGGGAGCACCCGUCCCCACCAAGCACGACUGUGGGUUGUCCCCAGAUCAACUUGCUGCCCUGCUGCAUGCAAAGCAUUGCCGGCUCCCCUCCUCACUCCUGAAGCUGGAGCUGCCACUGGGGUCCCAGAAAGGAACUUGCACCAUCCCUGGCGGGGAAUCGCGUGGUACCAUGGCAGAAGGCAGUGGCAGCUGUGCACGGGAGCCCCGAUCACCCUGGGCGGCACUGGCUGCCUGCACGACCGUCCCCACAACCUCCAGGGAACGGUGGGUGCCUGCACUGCUCCUCCUGUCACCCUGCUGACCCGGCAGCAAGUCACUCGCAUACACGUGGCACGGUUUGGGGACAGCAGCUGUGCUGCGUUUAAGCAGCGCAGGAUGUUUUCCUGGCCCUUUCGGGGCUGGACGUGCCAUCGGGGCAGUGCCCGUGCAGGACCGCACUGCUGCCAGGCACGCCAUGGCGAGCCCUGGCAAACCGGGAAAACUCUAGCUCCUCUGAAGAGCAGCACCAUGUCUCUUAAAGAGAGCGUUCAGCUGCCCACAAGGUAG
Aquila chrysaetos chrysaetos is the source of this 1099-nucleotide messenger RNA. RefSeq lists its product as uncharacterized. Lineage: Eukaryota; Metazoa; Chordata; Aves; Accipitriformes; Accipitridae. The record is from RefSeq and is a predicted model, not a curated record. The transcript has 2 exons. Bases 323 to 1099 code for a protein of 258 amino acids.